AACUUGUUCUUGAAAGUUAUUUCGAAAAGUGUUAGAUAAUGCCUAAAAAGAUAUAAUAGGUAUAAUGAACAAUCGCAGCUGAUGAUUUUAAAUAUAUUGGCUUUUUUUCAACUGGAAAAGGAACAAGUCCGAAACGGCAUUGCACUUCAAAUUGAGAAUGUGAUAGAGCGAGCCGCAGAUGCAACAAAAUUGAGCACAACAACGAUCGCAAAUAUAAAGAAGAAUGGGAUAAAAUCAGAUCAGGAUUACGCAGCCCGUAUAUCUUCCAAGCAAAAGACAGAAAAAGCCAAAAUUACAACAUAUUUGAAACAUAGAAUUUGGGACACAAUUUAUUCUAUGUACGCCAGAAAACAAUAUGUAAUAUUGGCAACAAUAAGAGAAAAGUUCAAGGAAGAAAUUGAAUAUUUUGAGUUUUCCAUUGACUCCUUAAGAAGAUGGAUCAAUAGUAUAGGCUUCAAGUGGAAAAAAUCAAAUAACAGAAAAUAUUUGAUGGACUUGCCAUAUAUUGUUCAUAAAAGAAUCAAUUUUUUAAGGGAGUAUAUCAAAAAUAGAAAUGUAGGUCUGGAAGGUUUUACUCCAGUUUUCAUUGAAGAGACGUGGAUUUUUAGCAAGGGAUCAUUUCGUAGUAGCUGGCAAGAUGACACCAAGCACACGGAUUCAAGCAAAAACAGUGAAGGUCAUCGUUAUAUCGUGGUCCACGUCGGAACCAAAGAUGGCUUCAUCAAGGGUACAAAUUUAAUAUUCAAGAGUGGAUUAAAGACGGGAGAUUAUCAUGACAAUAUGAACAGGAAAAACUUCGAAAACUGGUUUAAAACUCAGCUGGUUCCAAAUCUUCCACCAAAGUCAUUUAUAAUCAUGGACAAUGCAAGUUACCAUUCUGGUUUAUUAGAAGAAAUCCCGAGAAAAUCUUGGACAAAGCAGAGACUCACCGAAUGGUUGAAGAAAAAGAAUAUUGGCUUUCCAAAAAAAGCCAUGAAAGAUAAAAUAUGCUGCAACUGCCCUAGUGAAAAAAGUACUUCCUUGAUGAAUAUAUUAAACCUUUAGGACACAAAAUUUUGCGACUGCCACCAUAUCAUUGCCAGUUUAAUGCAAUUGAAAUGGUAUGGUCGGAAAGUAAACGAAAAUAUGAUCAAUAUAUUUCCAAUUUUAAGCGGUCACCUUCAGAAGUUCUGACUACAUGGGAAAGGGUAAUAAACGAAAUUUCUCUAGAUCAUUGGCAAAAAUAUGUUUUUCAUACAGAAAAGGUAAUUGAAAAGGCUUGGGAGGCAAUACGAGUGUGUGAUGCCUAUGACAUUUUGCCACUUGUGAUUACGACUGACGAAGACGACGAUGACGAAGACAAUAUCUCUAAUUUCAGUUCUCACUCUAACAAUACUGACGAGAUUGAUUAAGCUUUUUUUGUUCUAGCAAAUGCUAAAGUUUCUAACCUAAUAUUGAUUGGCAAAAAUAUCUCUGCCAUACGUUUUUUCUCACCUGGAUGACGUAACUACAAAUGGGUAUAAUUUCGACUUUACAAGACGUCCUUUAACAUGCAUAUGCAGACUUUUAAGUACUUUAAUUGAAAUCUUAUCUGCUCCUGAAGAGCAGUUAUUCUUUAAACUGUUAAUACACAUAACAAUUUUAUUUUAAUUAACAGGAGUCAGAUACAUAAAGGACAGUACAUUUUUUCUACUAAUAUGAGGUGUAUGGGGAUUUUGAAUAUUCUGUGCCAUCUUUUUACCAAUAUUUACAAAAAAAUCAUUGCAAAAAUUUCUUUUUUUUUUGUUAUAAUAGUCCUAUUUGCUUUUAUUUGCUUAAUGCUUGAUUUAGUUACAGUUUUAUUUGUAGCCUCCGAAAUUAAUUUAUAGGUUUUUCUCAUGUCUUUUGCGCAAUUUGUUAUUUUCUCGUGAUAAAAAUUAUGUUUUAUGGCCCUGAUUAAGUUAUUUAAUUUGUUUCUGUAUUUUUUGUAUUCAAUUAUUUUUCCGAGAUCAUUAUUAUAUUUAAGUACUUUCUUCAGUUUGUCACGGUUUUUUAUAGAAUUAAUAAUUGCGGUCGUAAUCGUAAGCUUUAGUUUUUUUGUUUUUUUUAUAACCAUUUAUCUUUUUUUCUGAUAAUUUUAAUAUGUUCUGUAUAUUCUUCAAAAAACAGUCUGUGGCAUUAUCGAGAAUAGGCUCAGCUAUAACAUUUUCCCAAUUUACCUCUGCGGCAAGAGAGAAUAGCUUUUGAAAAUUGAUUAUAGUUUCCCCUUAACUUUCCGCUGAUCCACCUUCACUGAUGCAUCCUAUUGUUUGAGCAACAGGAAUGUGCAGUUAAUUUAAAAUAUUAUUUAGUGAACUUUCCUACCAGUCAAUGUCAAUAGGUACUUAAAUCAGUUAAAAUUUAUUGCGAUAAUUUAUGUAUUAUUGUUAGUAACUAUGAUAUACAGCCUUAGGCAAAGAAUUAAAAUGAUUUUGGCGAGCAAGGAAGGUGCUCAAGUAGAGAUUUUUGGAACAUUCGUUGUAAAACCCUCUAAUUUUCUACCUACACUUCUAACUGGAAUAUCACAUCAAACCGUAUGAUAAGCAUUAAAGUUACAUAGACAUCAUCAUUACAAGUCACAAAUUUUACAGGAAAUUUAUAAGGAUGAUUUUGAAGAAUAGAGUUUUGCGAAACCAUGUCCAAGAUAAUAAAUACUCGUGAAAUUUUGAUAACCAAAAUUUGCUUCAGUGAUGAAUGUACCUUUUUCCUAGGCGGCCAUGUCAAUAAACAAAGUUGUCAAUACUGGAGUAACAAUCCCCAUAUUUUUAGAAAGGGUGCUACACAGUGACACACUGGAAGAAGACUUCCAGUGUGUCAACUGGAGAGCUCUACUUACACCUACUUAAAGUUGUAAUAAUAUACGUUACAGAAAUAAUGUCUAAUAAUAAGUAAUUUGUAAUGUUUAAAUAACCCUAACUUGGCAACGCAGCACUCAAAUUUAAAAAAUAAGGAGCCAAAAUAUAGGGAAUAAAAAGUUCUUUCAAAUGGUGUAUCAUUGAAUAUCUUUUGCCAUUUAAGAUUUUCGAGAGGAAGAUUUUGGGGGGUAGGAGGUUGAAAGAGGCAAACUGAUUUCUAUAUAAAAAUUGUUUCUCCUCGAGAAUAAAAUUGACGUGUCUUUAUUUUAUAAAAAUCUAACUAGUUUCAAGGUAAUAGGGGUGGGAAGUUUUCAAAUGAAUACCCUGUAUAUUUAAUUGUAUUAGCUGUAUUUUUAGGAUUUAAUAAUUUUUUUUAA
This is a messenger RNA of Anthonomus grandis grandis, 3229 nucleotides long. RefSeq lists its product as uncharacterized. The record is from RefSeq and is a predicted model, not a curated record. The transcript is spliced from 2 exons. Gene Ontology annotation, molecular function: nucleic acid binding. Bases 82 to 1044 code for a protein of 320 amino acids. Lineage: Eukaryota; Metazoa; Arthropoda; Insecta; Coleoptera; Curculionidae.